This is a messenger RNA of Exophiala dermatitidis NIH/UT8656, 1563 nucleotides long. RefSeq lists its product as uncharacterized. The transcript has 2 exons. Gene Ontology annotation, cellular component: nucleus. Lineage: Eukaryota; Fungi; Ascomycota; Eurotiomycetes; Chaetothyriales; Herpotrichiellaceae. The coding region runs from base 1 to 1563 and encodes 520 amino acids. Gene Ontology annotation, molecular function: DNA-binding transcription factor activity, RNA polymerase II-specific; zinc ion binding; transcription cis-regulatory region binding. The record is from RefSeq and is a predicted model, not a curated record. Gene Ontology annotation, biological process: positive regulation of transcription by RNA polymerase II.
AUGGCCUCGCGAUCCCGACGUGGCUGCAUCGACUGCAAGAAGGCUAAAGUCAAAUGCGACGAGGUGCAUCCCUUCUGUGGUACUUGCAAGAGACGAGGUCGUGAAUGUAGUGGCUACAGGCCUAUCACUACUGCUCGCAAAGUCCUCGAGACAGGGUCUACUCAAACAGCUGAGAUCUCACUCACAAAUCAAGAAGUGGUCGGUGUCGGAUCUCCUGAUGCAAUAUCCUUCAGCCGGAACUUUCACAGGCAAGAUGCCACCGGUUGCUGCUCCGUACCUCUCAGUUCUCCAGCCUCCCGUGCUUCUUCUGUAUCGUCGGUGUCGCCGAUCGUCAAGCACAAUGCCCAAAUACAGGCACCACCUCUGCAAAGAGCCCUUGCCAUUGUUCCUCCAGGGACCGUACAGCCUUCGGAUGAACCAUUCAUCGCGGUCUACUUCAUGCGGCAUCCAUCGGAGCUGGUUUUUGGGGAUGAAUUCAUCCAAGAAAUGAACUCCAAUGUUCUACUAGUGUUCCAGGACAAUCCACAGGCUGUCAGUGACUCUCUAUCUGCUAUUGGGGAGGUAUAUCUGAGGGACAGUCCCCUUCCAGUUCUGUCGUUCGUCCCAAACAGAAAGGCGAGGAUUCUGGCUAGGCUACGAAACAUGGACAAUCUCGGGCUUAGUUUGGAGCUGCUUCUGACGACAAUGCUUGGUCUUUGUGCUGUAGAGAUUAUUGAUGCCAGCUACCACGAAACGCAGAUAUCUAGCAUCCCCAGUCUUAUGGAGAACUUGGCCAUGAUGCUAGACCACCACCUCCACAAAGGGCUUGCGUUGAGCCAGUUGGCCAGGUAUUUCAUUCGUGCUCUUGCGAGGCAAGACAUGAUGCUAGCCUUGACGAGACUACAUCCGCCCCAUAUUCCCACUGACUACUGGGUGGAUGAUGAUUGCAUGCGGCACGCGGAUCGCUUCAUGGGCUACACUAGCACUCUAAUGCCAUUGUUGGCCGAACUGAGUGCAUUUGCUGGGGAAGUUCGAAGAUCUCUUAACGAGACAGUUGAUGAAGGCAUCUUGAACACAGCGUGUUCGACUCCCUUCCAACAUUCGCCGGACGUGCUUAAUCGAGCCGCUCUAUUAAAGUCCAAAAUUGAGUUAUGGCAUCCUACCGUCGACACGAAACUCUCGUUCAACUCAUUGCGCAGAUUUCUCCUACACGCCAACGCAUACCGCGCUGCAUCCCUGCUCUACCUUCAUCGAAUUCUAAAUCCUGCCGGAACUUCUCCCCCAGCUGACGAAACAGCGGUGGCCAUGGCUUACGAAGUUAUGGUUCAUACCCCUGCCAUGGAAGAAGACAUUAGAAUGUCCCUAUGGCCUGUCUUUCUAGCCUCAUGCGAGGUGUACAACGAAUGUGACAGGAUCACCGCCACGAAAAUGUUAUCGGCCGUCUGUAAGGGUCGCAAGACUAUCACAGCGAUGCGGACAAAUUCUUUUGUGGUGAACCGUGUUUGGGCGGCAAGAGAUAAUGGAGGGGACUGGGAUUGGAUGAGGCUCGCCCAGCGGUACCCUCAGGAGCUGUUACCUAUCUGA